Penicillium coprophilum is the source of this 1050-nucleotide messenger RNA. RefSeq names its product mRNA splicing protein PRP18. Gene Ontology annotation, biological process: RNA splicing; generation of catalytic spliceosome for second transesterification step. The transcript has 3 exons. Gene Ontology annotation, cellular component: U5 snRNP; U4/U6 x U5 tri-snRNP complex; U2-type post-spliceosomal complex. Lineage: Eukaryota; Fungi; Ascomycota; Eurotiomycetes; Eurotiales; Aspergillaceae. The coding region runs from base 1 to 1050 and encodes 349 amino acids. The record is from RefSeq and is a predicted model, not a curated record.
AUGGAUUUCGCCGCGUUGAUGUCCAAGGAGAUCUCUAAGGCCAAGGGUAGUGAUGCUUCUAAGCCAUCCAAAGAUCCCGAAAAAGGCUCCCCCGCAGUGCCAACAAAGAAAUACUUGCGACGAGGCGAUGUCGAAGCUGCCCGCAUUGAAGCCUACAACCAAGAGCAAGAGCGGAUUGCACGCGAACGUGAAGAGCGCAUGGCGAAGAAGCGCAAGCUCGAAGACGAAGAAGCGGAUCGAAACCGAGAACGCGAGGAGAAGAAGCAAAGACUAGCCGAGGAGUCCAAGAUGAGGAGGGAAGAAGAGGAAAGAGCAAAAGAACGUGAACGGCGGCGAAGGCUCGAUAUUGAAGAGGAGGAGCUUAUAGCAAAACUACGAGAGAUGAAUGCCCCAAUACAAUUGUUCGGGGAGGACUAUCGAGCCCGUCUUCGACGAUAUCGUCGUCUCGUCCAACGGGCCGCCAUUCCUAAGAAGAAGGUGACCGAUGGGCCUAUUCCCACCACUUUGGAGCCUGUACCUGGUGGACAAAUGAUCAUUCCGGCCAAGAUUCCGAGAGAUCAAGAGAAUCGUCUAUUCCUUUUCCGGCAGUUGGGAUCUUAUUUCAACAUGGUCUUGUCAGAAUGGGAAAUGGCACUAGCAAAGCGUGACGUCUCGGUGCGGGAAAGUUUCCAGGGAAAACAAGCGUACAAUGCGAUGAUCCAGUCACGCGAAAAUAUGACACCGUUGUUCCGCCUCUUCGAAAAAGCCGACCUGGAGGACGGGUUAUUGGAACCGAUCGUUGAGAUUGUACACAAGGCGCAGCAGCGGCGAUACGUCGACGCAAACGAUGCAUACCUACGAGUGAGCAUUGGUAAAGCAGCAUGGCCCAUCGGUGUGACUAUGGUUGGUAUUCACGAGCGAUCUGCACGAGAGAAGUUGCACCAGAGUGAUCAACAGGCACACAUUCUGAGCGACGAGAUUACUCGCAAGUAUCUACAGAGUAUCAAGCGCUGCUUGAGCUUUGCGCAAGUCCGCUGGCCCCCGGAGGAUCAAUUGCAGAUGAUGGGUUAG